CUCGCAGCCCAUUCGCAGCCCAUUCGCAGCCCACAACUCCUUUAGUCCGCUUCAGACUUCAUCGAGUGCAACAAGGAUUUGCCGAUUAGGAGGAAACCCCUAGCCACACCGCUCAUCUUCUACUAUGCUCUUCCAUUCACUCUGUCAAAGAUUUCACGGAUUCAUCAAAGGAGUCAAGGAGAGGUCAUAGACAACGAACCUCCUAGCAAAACUUGGCUGAGUUUUGACUCUUAAAAUACGGAGUAUUAUGUUUGCCCAGCCCAACCGCUUACGGCCCAAGAAUAGGUAAAGGUCGAGUAAUAAUUGACUCAUAAGACCAUGUCUUCAGCCGAACAAAGUAGGAGCCAUCGAUCGACAAAGGCGAAGUGGUGACGAACACCAACUCUCAAUUCGCCGACUCCAUGCCGCCUGCUCCGGACUUCUCGGGUCCAAUUGGUCCUUCUCGCCGUCGCGAUUCACCCACCUUCCACCGCCGACCGCACUCUGCCCAGCUUCCCCUGCGUCCUUCCGCCGCACUACUCAGCCAGAAGGAAGAGAGGCCACUGAAGUAAGGGGAGCAACAAUAUGCUGAAAUUUCUAUCGAAGGUGAAGAUCGAAUUCAAUGCGAUCGAUUCGCGCACGGCGUCAUGUAUGGAAUUCCUAGCCCAAUGCAACGCCCCAAAGUCAAAGGAGUCCAACCCCGCCUGUCAAAUUCAGGUGAAGCGCCGCACCGACGACUUCCCUCCCCAGAUCACCGUCACAUUCGCCAAUGGCGCCGAGCAGACCUAUGAUGCCACCACCACCCCCGCCCAAACCAUCCGCAACAUGAUUCUCGAGAAGGGUCAGUAUCUCGAGACUGAGCAGAUGUUCCGUGAAGCUGGUGAGAAGUGGCCCGUUGUCAUCCCAGCUGAAGAGCUCAACGAACCAUUUACUGGAAUUAAGCCACGGAAAGCAGAAGAGAAAAAACAGUGACAGCCAUUGGAGUUGUUCUUUGAUUAGUUUUCAUCCGGAUAACCCCUCACAGCGGAGAAGAUGAUCCAGCAAAGAGGUGUGUGUGUUUUGGCAUGAUAAGUUAGGCAGAGUGUGUUAUCCCGAUCUGUUGAGGACAAUGCAUACAUUUCAACUUUGCCUGUUUCUGGUUUUUUCAUUUUCAAACUAAAACAGUUUAUGCCACACUGUUAAUGAAAUGGUUUCUAUUUAAAAAUCCUCUUUGCUUUUAUUUCUAACUUUCUGUUA
Messenger RNA from Cuscuta epithymum, 1215 nucleotides. NCBI's taxonomy places the organism in Eukaryota, Viridiplantae, Streptophyta, Magnoliopsida, Solanales, Convolvulaceae. The record is from the annotation of a GenBank genome assembly.